Molecule: messenger RNA, 2530 nt
Organism: Vigna angularis (adzuki bean)
Lineage: Eukaryota; Viridiplantae; Streptophyta; Magnoliopsida; Fabales; Fabaceae
Product: cullin-3A
Exons: 3
Coding region: 193-2394 (733 amino acids)
Biological process (GO): protein ubiquitination; ubiquitin-dependent protein catabolic process
Cellular component (GO): cullin-RING ubiquitin ligase complex
Molecular function (GO): ubiquitin protein ligase binding
Source: RefSeq, a predicted model, not a curated record
AAGUCCUCCUUUGUCAAUCCCUCUUCUCAACUAUGUAACGUUACUUACUACUCACCACUCACUCCCAUUCAUUCUUUGCUUCCUGCAAUUCCUUCUUUUCUCUCUCAAAAACCCUAAUUCCCAAUUUCCCCAAUCGCUUCUUCCUUCUCGCCCCGUCGCUAGGCGCUUUAGGGUUCCGAUUCGCCGGGGAAGAUGAGCACGCAGAAGAAGCGCGCGUUCCAGAUAGAGGCGUUCAAGCACCGCGUGGUGGUCGAUCCCAAGUACGCCGAGAAGACAUGGAAGGUUCUAGAACACGCUAUCCACGAGAUAUACAACCACAACGCCAGUGGACUUAGCUUUGAAGAGCUUUACCGGAAUGCUUAUAAUAUGGUGCUACACAAAUUUGGGGAGAAACUUUACACAGGACUUGUGACGACCAUGACUGCUCAUCUAAAAGAAAUUUCUCAAUCAAUUGAAUCUGCUCAAGGAGAAAUUUUCUUGGAUGAGCUCAAUAGGAAGUGGGUAGAUCAUAACAAGGCAUUGCAAAUGAUCCGAGAUAUACUGAUGUACAUGGAUCGAACAUUUAUACCUAGCAACCAUAAAACACCUGUUCAUGAGCUUGGAUUGAAUCUUUGGAGAGAUGUUGUGAUCCAUUCCAGCAAAACUCAGGCUAGGCUUCUAGAUACGCUUCUUGAGCUUGUGCUUAGGGAAAGGAAUGGUGAGGUGAUAAACAGAGGAUUGAUGAGAAAUAUAAUAAAGAUGCUUAUGGAUUUGGGUUUGCCUGUUUACCAGCAUGACUUUGAGAAGCAUUUUCUUGAUGUAUCAGCAAAUUUUUACUGUUGUGAGUCCCAGAAAUUCAUUGAAACUUGUGAUUGUGGUGAUUAUCUGAAAAAAGCUGAGAGACGUUUAAAUGAAGAGUUGGAGAGAGUAUCUCAUUACUUGGAUCCUAGGAGUGAGUCAAAGAUAACUAAUGUGGUGGAGAAGGAGAUGAUUGAAAGCCAUAUGCACACUCUAGUUCAUAUGGAGAACUCAGGCCUAGUUAGUAUGCUUGUAGAUGACAAAUAUGAAGACUUGCAAAGAAUGUAUAAUUUGUUUCGCAGGGUGCCUACCGGGCUCACAAUUGUUAAAGAAGUCAUGACUUCCUUUAUACGGGAUACAGGUAAACAGCUAAUUAUGGAUCCUGAAAGGUUGAGAGAUCCUGUAGAUUUUGUUCAACGCCUGUUAGAUUUGAAGGAUAAAUAUGACAAGGUUAUUACAAUGUCUUUUAAUAAUGAUAAGACAUUUCAGAAUGCCUUGAAUUCCUCUUUUGAAUAUUUCAUCAAUUUGAAUGCCCGGUCUCCAGAGUUCAUCUCUUUGUUUGUGGAUGACAAACUUCGCCGAGGGUUGAAAGGGGUUGGUGAGGAGGAUGUGGAGAUUGUACUAGACAAAGUAAUGAUGCUCUUCCGGUACCUACAGGAGAAGGAUGUGUUUGAGAAAUAUUACAAGCAACAUUUGGCAAAAAGGCUUCUUUCAGGGAAGACUAUAUCUGAUGAUGCAGAAAGGAGUUUGAUUGUUAAGCUCAAAACAGAAUGCGGAUAUCAAUUCACUUCUAAGUUAGAGGGUAUGUUUACUGACAUGAAGACUUCUCAUGACACAAUGCAGGGUUUCUAUGCUGGCCAAGGUACUGAGUUGGGGGACGGCCCUACACUAUCUGUCCAGGUGCUUACGACAGGAUCAUGGCCUACUCAGCCUAGCCCACCGUGUAAUCUUCCACAAGAAAUAUUGGGUGUAUGUGACAAGUUUCGAACAUAUUAUCUGGGCACACACAAUGGUAGGAGAUUGUCCUGGCAAACUAAUAUGGGGACUGCUGAUUUGAAAGCAACAUUUGGUAAAGGCCAAAAGCACGAGUUGAAUGUUUCCACAUACCAAAUGUGUGUACUAAUGCUUUUCAACAACGUUGAGCAGUUGACUUGUAAGGAGAUAGAGCAAGCCACAGCCAUUCCCAUGUCAGAUUUGAGGAGGUGCCUUCAGUCUCUUGCCUGUGUGAAAGGAAAAAAUGUUCUUCGAAAAGAGCCAAUGAGCAAGGACAUAGCAGAGGAUGAUGCAUUCUUCUUUAAUGACAAAUUCACAAGCAAGUUCUUCAAGGUAAAGAUAGGCACUGUCGUUGCACAGAGGGAAUCUGAACCAGAAAACCUAGAAACUCGGCAAAGAGUGGAGGAAGACAGAAAGCCACAGAUCGAGGCAGCAAUUGUGAGGAUAAUGAAAUCAAGACGAACUCUAGAUCAUAAUAAUAUUGUGGCUGAGGUCACUAAGCAGCUGCAGUCACGGUUUUUACCUAAUCCUGUUGUUAUUAAGAAAAGAAUUGAAUCCCUUAUUGAGCGUGAGUUUUUGGAGAGGGAUAAAGUGGACAGAAAACUGUAUCGCUAUCUUGCUUGAACUGUGUAUUUGCUUCUUUUGUUGGCACUCCAGCUUGUGAUUGUCUGUCAUGAGUUAGAUGCUCAUCAUAAAAUAUUUCUGCCAAGUAGUGUAACUCUCCUUUGCAUAUCAACAAAACGUAGACUUGUUAGGUUCA